Messenger RNA from Ciona intestinalis (vase tunicate), 1828 nucleotides. The record is from RefSeq and is a predicted model, not a curated record. Lineage: Eukaryota; Metazoa; Chordata; Ascidiacea; Phlebobranchia; Cionidae.
CAAUCGAAAUGACAUCAAUGCCCAGUGUAUUUAUGUAUACGAGUAUUCGCUUACGUAUUGAACGUGGUAACAUAAAACGCAGCAAAACGGUUAAAACCAACAGUAAGGAUAUUAAAUCGCACCGAAAAAGUUCAACAGUAGGGACAGUUAGUACACCUGCUGCAAAAAAGAAAAAAUGAGAUUCGUAAGUACAAGGGGAAAAACCGUUGACAUAACCUUCGAGGAAGCGUUAUUUACUGCUUAUACCGAAGAUGGCGGAUUGUUGAUGCCAGAAACAAUACCAAAUAUAUCUCUUGCAACCCUACAACGUUGGAAAGGGUUAAGUUAUGUGGAAUUGGUGAAAGAAAUUAUUCCUUUGUUUGUGUCAACAACUGAAAUAUCUUUAAAAGAACAGCAAGAGUUAAUAGAUGCAGCUUUGUCUUCAUUUGAUAUUCCUGAUGCGCUGCGAAUAGAAAGACUGACAAAUGAUUUAAAUGUAUUGGAGAUGUGGCAUGGAAAAACUUUAGCAUUCAAGGAUUUGGCAAUGUCCUGCACCACCCAGUUUGUCAAUUAUUUUUUAAAGAAGCGAGACCGACAUUUCACAGCAGUUGUUGUCACUUCUGGUGAUACCGGCAGCAGUGCAAUGCAGAAUUCUAUUGGGUUGGAUAACUUGGAUAUUAUUGUAAUGUUCGCAUAUCAAAAGAUUGCGAAACUACAGGAACUCAUGAUGACAACAAUUCAAGCUGAUAACAUGCAUGUUUAUGCAGUUGAUGCAGCCAGUUCAGAUGAUGCUGAUGAACUUGUGGAAAAGAUUUUCACGGAUCAUAAGUUUGUCACUGAGCAUUCUGUUGGAACACUUAACUCCCAGAACUGGUGUCGUAUUAUGGUACAGAUAGUUCACCAUGUUUAUGCUUAUCUACAAACUGCUAAUGAAGUUGGUGAACCUGUGGACAUCAUCAUCCCGGUUGGUGGAUUUGGAAACACUACAUCUUGCUUGAUUGCUAAAAAAAUGGGAAUUCCUUUGGGGAUUGUCUGCGUUUCAAACAAGAAUGAUUUUUUAAAUCAAGUUCUAAAAACGGGUGUAAUUGAUCAGGCUCCUUCCCAUCUUACACUCGCGCCAGCCAUGGAUAUCGCAUUCCCAAUCAAUUUUGAGCGAAUUCUUUGGUUGUUGUCUGGAAGUGACGGAAAAAUUGUUUCAAAGAUAAUGAAAGAGUUCAGGACUUCAGGUUCUACAACGCUGCCAACUGAUUUGAUGGAAAAGGUGAAAUCCACCCUCCGAUCCGCAUCAGCAGGUGAUGAUGUAAUUAUUAAUACAAUACAACGCUGUUGGAAGGAAAACGAAUAUCACAUCUGCCCACAUACAGCUACUGCUGUUGCUUGUUUCUAUGGAUUGACAGAAGGAUACAAACAUUCCGGAAAUUCAGCCAUCUGUCUUGCUACAGCAUCAGCUGCUAAAUUCAGUGAAGCUGUCAUAAAAGCUGGGUUGCCUCUGAAAAGAUCACCAAGGAUUGAUGAUCUGAAUGAAAAUGACGCCAGAUACGAAAGGUUAAGGAAAGGCGAUGAUUGGCAAGAAAUUCUACGCAAAAAGAUUUGUUCAAUAACAGCUCAAUCAAAACGCUAAAUAUUUUUAAACGUUUUUUUCUAUGCAGAUUUUAUCUUCAAUCAUGCUGCACUAUUUCAAAUACUGUGUAUUUUAAAAUACAUCAAAUUAUUUAUUGUUCUGAGAACAUUUUAUGCCUAAUUUUUUUAAAACUGUACUUUUCUUGGUUUUAUUUAAUUGGAUACAGCGUACUCUAUACACACUAUAAAGUUUAUGUAUAUAAAUAAAUAAAUGUAACAUUCAGUCAUU